Oncorhynchus kisutch (coho salmon) is the source of this 4021-nucleotide messenger RNA. RefSeq names its product serine protease HTRA3. The coding region runs from base 299 to 1807 and encodes 502 amino acids. Gene Ontology annotation, cellular component: extracellular region. Gene Ontology annotation, biological process: proteolysis. Gene Ontology annotation, molecular function: protein binding; serine-type endopeptidase activity. NCBI's taxonomy places the organism in Eukaryota, Metazoa, Chordata, Actinopteri, Salmoniformes, Salmonidae. The record is from RefSeq and is a predicted model, not a curated record. The transcript has 11 exons.
CUCAUUACGCAACGCAGACAGUAGUCCUAUUUGUUUCUAUAACAUUGUAUUACUUUUUUAUUUUUUAUUUUAUUUUGAAGUAUAAAGAUUAUAAUACAUUUGUGUAGUCUUUAAGAACAGUGAUAAAAAUUGUUUAGCGCGAAAAGAGACUUUAUCACAAGCUUGUUGAAGAGACAACCGUCUAACUAUCCAAUGGAGUGCCUGUAAUCCUCCCCAACUCCGUUCCAGCAUUUACCGAGAAUCUCUCUUUCUGUCAGGCUUUUUCGUUUCCCUCUCUUUUUAUUACCGCAAUCUCGGGAUGCGGGUGUUCCUGUUCGCUGCGACGGUAUUUUUCACGCACAAGCUCACCGGGUCUGGUGCCGGCUCCGAGUCCAGCUCCAAAAAGUGUUCCUCCCAGUGCGACGUGAGCGCGUGUCCUAGUCCGAACUGCCCCAGCGGGUAUGUCCCAGACCGGUGCAACUGUUGCCUGGUGUGUUCCCGGGGCGAGGAUGAACUCUGUGGCCGGAAAAACGACCGUCCGUGUGGGGACGGCUUAGAGUGUAGGUCCCCUAACGGUCCUAACAAAGGCCCGCCGGGGAAGCGAAGCUCCAAGCGGAGGCUGUGUCAGUGUAAGAUGGGGUAUAAGGUGUGUGGUAGCGACGGAAAGACGUACGGGAACGUGUGUCGGAUGAAGGCUGCCAGCCGGAAAGCUCUUCAGAAGGAAAGGGAGGCCAUCACCCAAACACACAAGGGACCCUGUCCAUCAGGUCCUGCUCCUGGCCAUCCCAACAGCCCCAGAUACAAGUUCAACUUCAUAGCUGACGUGGUGGAAAAGAUGGCUCCUGCUGUGGUUCACAUAGAGCUCUUCCUCAGACAUCCUCUAUUUGGUCGCCAUGUCCCUCUGUCUAGUGGUUCUGGGUUCAUCAUCAGCCACUCCGGACUCAUCGUAACCAACGCUCACGUGGUAACCGCUGCUGCCACGGUAACGGGCCGACCGCAGCUUCGCGUGCAGCUCCAUGACGGGGGAGCGUACGAGGCCACGGUCCGGGACGUCGACAGGAAGUCGGAUAUCGCCACCAUCAAAGUCAACCCUCAGAAGAAGCUUCCUGUUCUGUCUCUGGGUCGGUCAUCUGAUCUGAGACCAGGGGAGUUUGUGGUUGCCAUCGGCAGCCCCUUCGCCCUCCAGAAUACCGUUACCACGGGGAUUGUGAGCACGGCCCAGAGAGAUGGGAAGGAGCUGGGCAUCAGAGACUCAGACAUAGACUACAUUCAGACUGACGCUAUCAUCAAUUAUGGUAACUCAGGAGGACCUCUGGUUAACUUGGACGGGGAGGUGAUAGGCAUCAAUACUCUCAAGGUGACAGCAGGAAUCUCCUUCGCCAUUCCUUCAGACCGGAUCAGACGCUUUCUCACUGAGUCACAGCACAACAAACACAGUGCAGGUAACCACAGAAUGCUGAGUGGUCAUUACCGUAUUCCAGAACCCCAGUCAGAUGCAGUAACAACAGGAGUGAAGAAGAAGCGUCUGAUUGGCAUUAAGAUGCUCACUGUCACAGAUGGUCUCGUGGAGGAGAUGAAGAGGCAGAAUCCUGACUUCCCUGAUGAUGUCACCAGUGGAGUGUUGGUCCAUCAGGUUAUACCGGAGUCCCCCGCACACAGGGGCGGGAUUGAGGCCGGUGACGUGAUCCUCAAGCUGAACGGCCGCCCACUCAGGACCACCGACGAGCUGCAGGGGGCGUUGCUAGGCGACGGGCCCCUCCUCCUGGAGGUUCGUCGCGGCGACGACGAGCUGCUUUUCCACAUAGAGCCCCACGUCGUCAUGCAGUGAGGAGGCGGAGUCAUGGACCAGAGUUGUUUUUGUUUUUUCAGAGUUGGGGAGGGGGGUCAAUUCCAAUUAAAAAGAUAGUCAAAGUCAAUGCAGGAAGUGAUUUCGAUUUAAACUAAAUAAAUCUCUUUUACGUUUCAGUUUAUUGAGAAGUCGUUGAAAAUAAAUGGCCUUUUUGCAAUUGGAAUUUAAAUUUAGGACGUGAAUUGACCUGCCUUCAGUUGGAAUUCAGAACGACCCUGUUUUACUGUUGUUAUGUGUAGUGACUGUGUUCUCUGUGGUGACUGGGCUGCACUCACUACUACUAUGUUCCCUACCUAUAGUGGACACUAUGUUCCCUACCUAUAGUGGACACUAUGUUCCCUACCUAUAGUGGACACUAUGUUCCCUACCUAUAGUGGACACUAUGUUCCCUACCUAUAGUGGACACUAUGUUCCCUACCUAUAGUGGACACUAUGUUCCCUACCUAUAGUGGACACUAUGUUCCCUACCUAUAGUGACUGUGUUCUCUGUGGUGACUGGGCUGCACUCACUACAGAUGUACUGCCUGCAUAUUCCCUACCUAUAGUGGACACUAUGUUAUAAUCCCUACCUGUAGUGACUGUGUUCUCUGUGGUGACUGGGCUGCACUCACUACAGAUGUACUGCCUGCUUAAUCCCUACCUAUAGUGGACACUAUGUUCCCUACCUAUAGUGGACACUAUGUUAUAAUCCCUACCUGUAGUGGACACUAUGUUCCCUACCUAUAGUGGACACUAUGUUCCCUACCUGUAGUGGACACUAUGUUCCCUACCUACAGUGGACACUAUGUUCCCUAACUAUAGUGGACACUAUGUUCCCUACCUAUAGUGGACACUAUGUUCCCUACCUAUAGUGACUGUGUUCUCUGUGGUGACUGGGCUGCACUCACUACUACUAUGUUCCCUACCUAUAGUGGACACUAUGUUCCCUACCUAUAGUGACUGUGUUCUCUGUGGUGACUGGGCUGCACUCACUACUACUAUGUUCCCUACCUAUAGUGACUGUGUUCUCUGUGGUGACUGGGCUGCACUCACUACAGAUGUACUGCCUGCAUAUUCCCUACCUAUAGUGGACACUAUGUUAUAAUCCCUACCUGUAGUGACUGUGUUCUCUGUGGUGACUGGGCUGCACUCACUACAGAUGUACUGCCUGCUUAAUCCCUACCUAUAGUGGACACUAUGUUCCCUACCUAUAGUGGACACUAUGUUAUAAUCCCUACCUAUAGUGACUGUGUUCUCUGUGGUGACUGGGCUGCACUCACUACUACUAUGUUCCCUACCUAUAGUGACUGUGUUCUCUGUGGUGACUGGGCUGCACUCACUACAGAUGUACUGCCUGCAUAUUCCCUACCUAUAGUGGACACUAUGUUCCCUAACUAUAGUGGACACUAUGUUCCCUACCUAUAGUGGACACUAUGUUCCCUACCUGUAGUGGACACUAUGUUCCUUACCUAUAGUGGACACUAUGUUCCCUACCUAUAGUGGACACUAUGUUCCCUACCUGUAGUGGACACUAUGUUCCCUACCUAUAGUGGACACUAUGUUCCCUACCUAUAGUGGACACUAUGUUCCCUACCUAUAGUGGACACUAUGUUCCCUACCUAUAGUGGACACUAUGUUCCCUACCUAUAGUGGACACUAUGUUCCCUACCUAUAGUGGACACUAUGUUCCCUACCUAUAGUGGACACUAUGUUCCCUACCUAUAGUGGACACUAUGUUCCCUACCUGUAGUGGACACUAUGUUCCCUACCUAUAGUGGACACUAUGUUCCCUACCUAUAGUGGACACUAUGUUCCCUACCUGUAGUGCUUGUAACCAGGGCCCUAGAGCCAAUCGGUUGCCUAUCAACCACAUAGUUUAGCCUGGUUGCUAGGCGGUUGCUAGGCGGUUGCAAGGUCAUUUCUGAUAUAUGUAUGUCCAAAUGUAUUCCUUAUGUAGUGCACUACUUUGGACUAGGACCCUACAUAGUGAACUAGUUCCCUAUUCCUUAUGUAGUGCACUACUUUGGACCAGGACCCUACAUAGUGAACUAGAGCCUUAUUCCUUAUGUAGUGCACGACUUUGGACCAGGACGCUACAUAGUGAACUAGAGCCUUAUUCCAUAUGUAGUGUACUACUUUGGACUAGGACCCUACAUAGUGAACUAGAGCCUUAUUCCAUAUGUAGUGUACUACUUUGGACCAGGACCCUACAUA